UGCAGCUCCAAGCUGGAGAAGAUGCCAUCCAUCCCGGAGGAGCCAGAACAGGUGGAGACAGAGACAGAGUGCUUCACCAUGCCUGAUUUCCUGAAGCCACUGCACAACCUGGAUGUGGUGGAGUCGAAGGAGGCUGUGCUAGAGUGCCAGGUGGCCGGGAUGCCCUACCCCUCCAUCACCUGGUACCACAAUGGCUCCCGUAUUGACAGCACCGAUGACCGCAAGAUGAUGCAGUAUAAGGACAUCCAUCGCCUGGUGUUCACAGCUGUCAGCCGUGCACAUGCUGGUGUCUAUAAAAGCGUCAUCGCCAACAAAGUGGGGAAGGCCACGUGCUAUGCACACCUCUAUGUCACUGAUGUGGUGCCAACCCCCCCAGAUGGGCCCCCCACCGUGGCCUCAGUAACUGGUAGAGUCAUCACUCUGACCUGGAACAAACCCAAGUGGCUGGACACUGCCAUAGACCCCAACUCAGUGACCUACACAGUGCAAAUGCAAGUGCUGGGCACAAUGCAGUGGGUGGUGCUGGUGACCGGCGUGCAGGAGACCACCUACACAGUGCAUGGGCUGACCAAGGGUGCCCAGUACCUCUUCCGUGUCAUCACUGCCACCCCCAAGACCAACAGCAAGCCAUCCCCGCCUGUGGGGCCUGUGCAGCUCCUGGACCGGGGUCCCUACCUGGAGGAGGCACCGGUCAUCCUGGACAAGCCUGACGUUGUGUAUGUAGUGGAGGGCCAGCCAGCCUCUGUUACCAUCACCAUCAACCAUGUGGAGGCCACUGCCACCUGGAAGAGGGGUGGGCAGGUGCUGGGAGAGCUGGAAGGCACAUGCGAAGUGACAAUGCCGGAUGACGACCAGCACUGCCUGCGGCUGCUGCAUGUGGGCCGAGGGGCUGCAGGGCUGCUGACCUGCGAGGUGAGCAACCGUCACGGCACUGCCCGCUGCACCCUCCGCCUCCACCUUGCAGAGGCACCACGCUUUGAGACCAUCAUGGAGGACAUUGAUGUCCAAGAAGGGGAGACACCGCGCUUCGCUGUGGUGGUGGAGGGAAAACCGCUGCCGGACAUCAUGUGGUACAAGGAUGGGGAGCUGCUGGAGGAAAGCAGCCACCUGAGCUUCGUAUAUGAGGACAACGAGUGCUCGCUGGUGGUGCUGGGUGCCGCCGAACCUGACAGUGGUGUCUACACCUGCACGGCCAAGAACCUGGCUGGGGAGGUCUCCUGCAAGGCAGAGCUGGUGGUGCAGGCAGUCCAGCCCAGUACUGAUGCUGCCAUGGAGGAGGAUGCACUGCACAAGGCACAACGCCUGACUGACUACUACGAUGUGCACGAGGAGAUUGGAAGGGGGGCUUUCUCCUAUCUGCGGAGGGUGACAGAGAAGAGCAGCCGGCUGGACUUUGCCGCCAAGUUCAUCCCUGGGAGGACCAAGGCCAAGCAGUCAGCGCGGCGGGAGCUGCACAUUCUCUCGCAGCUGGACCACGAGCGCAUCGUCUUCUUCCAUGAUGCCUUUGAGAAGAAGAAUGCAGUCAUAAUAGUCAUGGAGCUUUGUGCUGAGGAAGAGCUGCUGGACAGGAUGGUGAGGAAGCCCUCGGUCUGUGAGUCAGAGGUUCGGUCCUACAUGCGGCAGGUCCUGGAAGGGAUCUGCUACCUGCACCAGCACAGCGUCCUGCACCUGGAUAUCAAACCAGAAAACCUCCUGAUGGCAGAUUUGAGCAGCGAGCAGGUCCGGAUCUGCGACUUCGGCAAUGCACAGGAACUGACGCCUGAGGAGCCACAGUACUGCAAGUAUGGCACCCCCGAGUUCGUGGGCCCUGAGAUCGUCAACCAGACCCCUGUCUCCAGUGUCACUGACAUCUGGCCUGUGGGGGUCAUCGCAUACCUCUGCCUGACGGGGAUUUCCCCUUUUGUGGGAGAGAACGACAAGACAACGCUGAUGAACAUCCGCAACUACAAUGUGGCCUUUGAGGAGAGGAUGUUCCAGGGGCUCACCCGGGAAGCCAAGGGCUUCGUCAUCAAAGUGCUGGUCAACGACAGGCUGAGACCCAAUGCAGAGCAGACCCUGGAGCAUCCCUGGUUUAAGACGCUGGCCAAGGGGAAGGUCAUCAGCACCGACCACCUCAAGCUCUUCCUCUCCCGUCGGAAAUGGCAGCGCUCACAGAUCAGCUACAAGUGCAACAUGGUGCUGCGGCCGAUCCCAGAGCUACUCGAGGACACGUCCAACCACCUCUCCAUCGCUGUGCCCCGGCACCUCAAGGAGUCACCAGCACUGUCAUCCUCCUCAGACUCAGAUGACCUGGAUGAGCUGCCCUUCAUUCCCAUGCCACACCAGGUGGAAUUCUCUGGCUCCCGCAUGUCGCUCAAUGAGAUACCCACGGAUGAUGAAACCAUUGGGCCAUCUGAGGGGCUGCAGCCAGAGGGGGAGGUCUCCGCCAUGGAGUGGCAGAGCCAGGGCACAGGGAAGCCCGGAGUGUUCCUGGGGAAGCGGCCGAGGGGUGCUGGGCCACGGCGACCGUGUGCAGAGGUGGAGGCGCCUGGCUCCUCUGAUGAAGAAGCCCCUGAAGCCCAGAAGAGGCCCGAGUACCCUCGCAAAGCCAUGAGGAAGGGUUCCAGUCUGGAGUCCCCAGGGAGUGCCCGUCGGGGAGAGCUGAAGAGAGGCGGAUCUGCCGAUAGCGCCCUACUGCUCCAACAGUCCCCUGGGACUGAGGAAGGGGCUGGAGUGGUGCGGGAUUCCCGCCGGGCCCUGGCCAAGGCAGCCUCCAUGGAGCUGCCUCGCCGGAAGGUGACCUGGGGGGAGGAUGAUCAUGCCCAGCGCCUAGAGCUGAUGCGCCAGCGGCUGCUGCGGGGCAGCUCUGGGGACAGCAAGGUCAGUGGCCUGCGGGGUCCCCUCCUGGAGACCCUGGGGGUUGGCCCUGACAAAAAAGUCCCGCGGCCAGGCCGGUUGGAGGCACCAGCAGUGCCAAGGCUGGUGCGGGCAGCCUCCAGUGAGGCCACCUCACCGCGCCUCCUCCCCUCUGAGUUCCGGCUGCAGAAGAGCAGCUCUUUCAGCCAUGGGGAUGCCGAGCCUGUUGUCCGGCACCGACGCUCUGGUGCACCCCUGGAGAUCCCAGUGGCCUGCCUAGAGGCCCAGCAGCUCAAGGAGUCCCCCUCACUCUCGGCCCUCUCUGAUGCUCGGCCCACAGUGACGUCAGACACUGCAAGCCCACCAACACCCCCUGCAGCAGAGACCACUGUCCCCCAGGCUCCCCCUGCCAAGGCCGGCUCUGGAAGGAGACACAUCCCUGAGGAACACAGCCAGCCUGGGGCCAGCAUGGCUGCUACCACCACGGGGAAGAAGCCCAUGGACAGGGAGCAGGAGAAGUCAUCCACAAAGGCUGUUGGACCCAGUGGGGAGGGGGCUGCCAGGACGGGAGCACCCAUCCCACCACAGACCCCUGCCCCUGGCCCCCAAACCCACAUAAAGUCUUCCUACGCCAAGAUGAUGCAAGCCAUGGGAGCCACGCAAAUUGGGGAACCGGCCACUGAGGAGCCCCCACCAACCACCAAGGAGCCCCCACCAACCAUCAAGGAGACUCCAUCAACCAUCAAGGAGACUCCAUCAACCAUCAAGGAGACCCCACCAGCCAGCCCUGCAAAGCCGCCUACACCAGCACCGGUAUUGAGGAGGGAGGUGAAGCCCACCAGCUCCUCCAGCUCCCUGAUCAUCCAGGACAUCGACUCGGAGGAGGUCUUCGAGGCCAAGUUCAAGAGGGGCCGGGAAUCAUCCCUCACCCGGGGUCUAAAGCUCCUCACCCGUUCCCGCUCUGAGGACCGGCACCUGGCCAGCCCCCCAGUCUCUGAUGAGGGCAUCUACCGUCCCACACCAGCUGGUGUGCCCCUGGAACUGCGGAGGGACCGGCCUAUCGGGCUGGCAGCCAAGUCCAAGUCAGUGCAGGACCUGCAUGAGGUGGAGAAGGAUAGGGGCUUCUUCCGGAGGAUGUCCAUUCUUCUCAAGCGGACCCCACCUGCUGAGAGGAAGAAGAGCGUGGGGGAGGACGGAGGCAGUGAGACCCCAUCCAGUGGGCGCCGCUUCUCUUGGAGCAUGGCCAUGGCCAGCUCCACGGAGCGGAGGGUUGAGGGAAGGGAGAGCAGAAGGGUCAGGCUGAAUUUUCCUUCACAUCCAUUGCAAGCCAAACUGGAUUUGUUUCUUUACCAACCCUGUGUUUCUUUCCUCCCAGUGAUCUCCAUGCGCUGCAUGGUCCAGUUUGUGGGCCGGGAAGUCAAGUACAGUGGUGUGUUCAGUGCCAUUGGCAGGAUAUUUAAGGAAGAAGGGAUCCUGGGAUUCUUUGUGGGUUUAGUCCCUCACAUCCUGGGGGAUGUCAUCUUCCUCUGGUGCUGCAACCUCGUGGCUCACUUCAUCAACACCUACGCAGUGGACGAUAACUUCAGCCAGGCGUCAGUGAUCCGGAGCUACACAAAGUUCGUGAUGGGGAUUGCUGUGAGCAUGCUGACGUACCCAUUCCUUCUCGUGGGAGAUCUCAUGGCAGUGAACAACUGUGGGUUGCGCGCCGGCCUCCCUCCCUACGCUCCCGCUUUCACAUCCUGGAUCCACUGCUGGAGGUACCUCAGUGCUCAGGGGCAGCUGUUCCGUGGCUCCAGCUUGCUCUUCCGCAGGGCUCCCAUCCCAGCUGCCUCCUUCCCCAUCGACUGAUCCUGGGCAGGGACAGCUGAUGGACGUGGACUCCUCCAGAAACCCCAAGCUUGUUUCGAUAUGUGUAAUAUUUCUAUUCUCCGAUCCGAAGUCCACGGUGCCAGAACUGGCACCUCCUCUCCAGCAAGGCCAGUGACAGACUGGCUUCUGGACAUCUGACUUCAGGCUCCAGCUGGACCAAAGCUCCAUCCUCAUGGCUGUCUCGACUGGGAUGUGUAGCAGAGAGAGCAGAAGGGCGUUGUCUUGUCUCUUUGGUCCAGGCUGUAGCUCUGGAGUCACUGGGGAAGUCCAGGAAUCCAGAAAAUGCCCAGGUACUAAAGGAGUUGCAGGGAAAAAAGACUGCUUCGUGCUGCCCAAGCUGAGAAGCAGCAGGAGAUCCAAGGUCACCUCACUGCAAAGGUUAUGCCAGGUGACCACCCUCCUGCCUCAUCUUUCUGGAGAGGGCACACCUUUGUGUGACAGGGAGCUCAUCCUGGGCAAGAUCAACCUGGGAUCCAUAUUUAAGGUUUAAGGGUACCUGAACACCUGGGAGCAAAACAGAGAAGGGAAACAAUCCCACUACAAAGAACAGCAGAGUCCCAAAGAGACAGGUACAGCUCAGCUCAGGGCAGUGUUGGGACAUGGACAUGGAGAGAGUGCUUGGGGAGGGAUAUAUGCUGCUGAUGUCAGGGCUUUGGGAGGGGUUUUUGUAUUUAAGGUUCAUCCAGCAGAGCUGCUGGUGUGGGCUGGGCAGGCAGGGAGGGGAGCUGGGUUGGACUGGCCCGACUGCUUUGAUGGGCAUCUCCCAGGCAGCAGCACCAGGAGCCCUGCUGGGCUCCCAAACCCCAGCAUUCCCCCUUACUGAUGGACACGGAGGCACUGGAUGCCAGUGCUGCACACCAAGGGCUCAGGGCAGCAGGGGCACACAGUCCAGGGCUGCCUGGAAUAAAGGAGCAAACCUGGAGCUGGCCAAAGGCUCACGAGACAUUGGGGUCAAGGGCUCACAGGAGCUCGGCUGGCUCUGUGUGUGUAGCAGAGCUCACGGGUGGCAUCAGGGCAGGAUUUGUGCUCAGACAAGAGUUUUUUUGCACCAGUCUGUGCUGUGAUGGCAGCCAGGCAGAUUUCCCCAUUUUGGUUCCCCCACGAAGCAGUCUUUUGCACAGAGGUGAUGCUGCACUCCCUGGGAAGAGGUUGUGGGGUCCAUGAGCAGGUUCCUGUGUGCUGCAGCAGCACCAGCUGGGGUCACAUCUCAUCCUGGUCCUCUGGGGACCCCGGCCUGCCAUCACACAGGGUUUUUCUCCAUCAGACAGGGUCGAUCCACACUUCCCAGGCAGGGUUUGCAGGACAGUGGUGGUACUUGCUGGGACUGGCAGUCCCCACCCAGCUCCCUUUGGUGUAGUGAAGUUGGUCCUGUCUGUCCUCCCUCCCUCCCUUCCUCCCUCCCCAUUUGUGCUACAGUAACAGAAGUUAAAUAAUGCAUGGACCUGUUCCCUAACACCAGAGAUGAUUUCAAAGAGGAUUUAAUUAUGCUCCAAAAUACAGCUAUAAAACAAC
This is a messenger RNA of Pipra filicauda (Wire-tailed manakin), 6216 nucleotides long. RefSeq names its product striated muscle preferentially expressed protein kinase. The record is from RefSeq and is a predicted model, not a curated record. The annotation marks the transcript as partial. Lineage: Eukaryota; Metazoa; Chordata; Aves; Passeriformes; Pipridae. Gene Ontology annotation, molecular function: protein binding; protein kinase activity; ATP binding. Gene Ontology annotation, biological process: muscle cell differentiation; protein phosphorylation. The transcript has 25 exons.